This is a messenger RNA of Emiliania huxleyi CCMP1516, 669 nucleotides long. RefSeq lists its product as hypothetical. The transcript is spliced from 3 exons. NCBI's taxonomy places the organism in Eukaryota, Haptophyta, Isochrysidales, Noelaerhabdaceae. Gene Ontology annotation, molecular function: DNA-(apurinic or apyrimidinic site) endonuclease activity; double-stranded DNA 3'-5' DNA exonuclease activity; phosphoric diester hydrolase activity. The annotation marks the transcript as partial. The record is from RefSeq and is a predicted model, not a curated record. Gene Ontology annotation, biological process: base-excision repair. Gene Ontology annotation, cellular component: nucleus.
AUGCGCCUUCCCCUCCCGCCGCGUCUUUGGCUGGCCGCUCCCGCCUCGGUCUCCAUGAGCCACAUCUCCAUGAGCCACUCCGAUGCGGAGCUGGCCUCGCUCACCGUGGCUGCGCUCAAGGAGCGUCUCCGGGAGCGUGGGCUGCGAGUCUCUGGAAGGAAGGCUGAUCUGAUCGAGCGGCUGUCUGCGCCGUUGUCCUCGCCUUCACCAGGGCCGCCGCCGCCGCUGCCGCCGCCGCCGCGAGCUCCGAGGCGGCCGAACAGCGCCCGCCCGCCUGUGCCCAUCGACGCGACGCCUCGAAAGGCGGGCGCCGUAGGGCCUGGCGCCCGGCGGCUGCGCGCCGCCUCGUGGAACGUGGCUGGCCUGCGAGGGCUGCUGCGCCGCGAGGAGGGGCGGUCGACGCUGCGGCGGCUGGUCGACGAGGAGGGCGUCGACGUGCUGAUGCUGCAGGAGACCAAGCUGCAAGAGAGCCACGUGGCGGAGGUCGAGGCGGCGCUCUACGAGGCGCUGGGCGGCGGCGAGGCGUGGCGCGCGGCGUGGGCAUGCUCGACGGCGCGCAAGGGGUACGCGGGCGCGGCGGCGGCUGCGGCGCAGCGCAGUCGGUCCGUCGGCGCGCCGCUCGUCUUCUGCUCGGCGCCCGCUUCGUACAACGACACGCAGUUUGCCGAG